Cladophialophora immunda is the source of this 4600-nucleotide messenger RNA. RefSeq lists its product as uncharacterized. The record is from RefSeq and is a predicted model, not a curated record. The coding region runs from base 127 to 3852 and encodes 1241 amino acids. Gene Ontology annotation, cellular component: Rpd3S complex. Gene Ontology annotation, biological process: regulation of transcription by RNA polymerase II. The transcript has 4 exons. Lineage: Eukaryota; Fungi; Ascomycota; Eurotiomycetes; Chaetothyriales; Herpotrichiellaceae.
CGGAACCACAACACCAUGCGCCAUUAACUCCCUCCUUCUCGCACCUCGUCACAGCCUGCGCCCUCUGCCCGCUGAGCCGCAUCCAAGGCUACAUCGGCGCGUGCGGCGCGGAGAAAAGAAGGCAGGAUGGCCACCAGAUCGUUGCGGCACAGGUCGAGCCGCUACUCGAGUCCCGCAACUUUUGGGGAAAAAGAGGCUGCACCAAAGCCCGCCGAGGAUCUCUUGACAAGAAAUGGUCAACAGACGAGUCUGGACAAGUGGAUUGAGCCGACUGUGCGCCCUGCGGUCCCCAGCUUUGAAGACACAAAAGGUCUUGAGAGGGUGGGUGUGCUCGAGAACAUGCAGCCCCUGGGGACGGCGCCUUCUCAACGACUGCUACAAAAGCUCAAAUUGAACUAUGUUCGCCCCUCGCCACGACCAGCUCCCGCACAGGUGGAGGAGGUUGUCACUCCUGUGGCAGAACCUGAAAAGGUGGACUCUGCUUCCCCGUUGGAGGAGGACGUGGCAGUCACAACAGCGACAAUUGAGGCCGAGCAGCCUGAAAUAUUGUCCGAUAUACCACCAAACCAUCCACCGCCAUCUGAUACAAUCGUCAUUUCCAGUCCCCCGCGUGGUCGGCCUCCUCGGAGAGAUAUUGCAGAGAUGCCACAAGCAACAACGGUGUCGCCGUCUCCCGCCACGUUGUCAUUGACGCCGACCACCCAUGUUUCGCCCAAACCGUUAUCAAUUCAGCAGCAACUACGGCAAGACCGUCUUCGCACCCAUAUCGACCGUGCUGUACAGGAGGCGCAUCAGAAGAACACGCCAGAUCUGGUACGUGGGCUUCAAAGAAUCUGCGACGAUGCUCAGCUGAACCCUGAGUUGUGGAAUGUGUUGGAGGCCUUGGUCAACAAAUCUCCCUCCUCCGAGCAGUUUAAAAUUUUCAAGCGCUACAUCAAGUCGGGCGUCAAGCAGCAUAGGAGAGAAAGUCAGAUGUCUGCGAGCCCAUAUCAACAUUCUCCUCAAAUAUUCAACGACCUUGCCUCCCCUGAACACCGAGACCGCUCACCGAAGCCUCACCACUCAGACGCCAACGCACCCUUGUAUUCCGAAGAGCGGCCUCGCAGAAUCAACCUCUACUUCAACCUUCCUCGCGCUGCAGCUGCAUAUGGCUCUGAAGAAGCGCCAGUGUCGCCGUCUACAAUUUUGCGCUCUGUGGACGUCGCUGAACCCGGCGGAAAAUCUAUCCACCACGCCUCCAAUUCGUCACCGCACAAGCGGAAAAGAUCGGGCAGCGUGUCUACCAUCUCGUCGCUUUCAUCGGCUCCCUCGAUCCCUGAUGAAAUCCCACCUCCCUGGGAGCCACAUGGUGACGAGCCGGCAGGGGGUGGCCGAUCCAGAUCAGCUGGACAGCGCCAAGCCGCAAGCCGGGCGGCAGCUGGCAACAGACUCCGUUCAGCUGCCAGUGCCACCACUCUCCCUUCUCACGCUGCUCCCAAACAAUCCUUUCCAGAAGUUGCAACUUCGUCCAGGACGAGCUCCAACAAAAAGUUCAAAAAAUCGCGGGAAGAAACCGAGUUCGACAUUGAUGAGCUUUCUAGACGGAAGCGGCUUUAUCUGGAUGAUAGCUUCCAUGAUUACAACACCAUUCCUCGACCCGAGAGCCACGAACGCGAUCCUGUCCACAGCCAUCCAGUGCGACCCACAUCUAUCGACAAUCCUCCUCCUCCCGUCAUUCAUCCAAACCGCCUGGUCGUUCCCACCGCCACAUUGACGUCUCCCGUGAGCGCUCAGGCUCCGCCUGAAAACACCUUGGCCAACGGAACCGGUCGCAAGAGAAGAUACGAUGAGCUGGACGUUGAUGAUUUCGAGGAUACGACGCCCGAUUCAUCCUCUCCUGGUCCGCUGCUUGUACCACCACCGCCGCCGGGUGUGGCAAACGCUCACCCCCGGGGUGCGACCCCAAGGUCGACCAGGCUUCACCCGGCACAGAAAACACGCAAAUCUGCGCGGGUUAUGGUAUCGCCCAACAAGCCCAAGAAUGGCGGAAUCACGGCAGGAAUUGCACGUGCGGGGCCUAGGCGUGAUGCUGGGAUCGGCAAUUUGAAUGGAGCGGAUUCAGGCGCAGAGGAUAACGACGAGUUCUGCGCUUCGUGCGGUGGCGAAGGGAAGCUUCUUUGCUGUGAUGGCUGUACGAAUUCUUUCCAUCAUGCCUGCUUGGAGCCGCCCCUGAAUCCGGAUGAAGAGGUCGAAGGUGAAUGGUUCUGUCCGCGAUGUGUUGGCCGGCGAACGAAGCAGGUCCCUCAUCCAUCCGGGCUUUUUGGCAUGGUGAUUCGCCGCGUCGACGAUAUUAUCCCGAAAGCCUACACACUUCCUUCCGACAUCCGCGACUACUUUGAGGGAGUUCGAACGGGAGACGAGGGCGAGUAUGAAGAAGUUGGCCUCCCCCGCACCCAAAACAACACGGCUAAGAUGAACCGAGCUGGCUUUAUCGAGGAGCCCAAUUACAAGGAGACUCGCGACAGCAAAGGCCACAUCAUCAGAUGCUACCGCUGCGAUAUGACUGCUAACGGCCGGGACAUCAUUCCUUGUGACUUUUGCCCAGCGAGAUGGCAUUUGGAUUGUAUAGAUCCUCCUCUUGCAGUGCCGCCGCGCCGCCGCCCGGGUGACAAACCCGGUGCAUCAUGGCGGUGUCCUCUCCACGUCGAACACGAUCUGGUGGCUGUUGGUCGGCAGAGUGAGAAAGCUCCCGGGGAGCUCGGUCGCGUGCCUCGAUUACGCAAGCCGAAGAAUGCGGUACCACUCGAUGUCAGCGUAACUCGAGGCUUCCGAAACAACGGAAUCAUCGAGGUCGAUCUCAUGAAAGACGAGCCCGAACUUGACAAAACGAAGGAAGUCCAGAUGCAUGGCAAAAUUUACCGAAUUCCAGAGAUGGGUAUCAGACUGGAUUUUAUUGAUCGUGUCAAAAAGAGCUGGUACGAGGAUCAAUCCUUCCCCAGACAAAUGGACGCCCCCAAGCGGAUACGCAACCGCAAAUAUCGUCCUGAUGGUGCGGUUCUUCACCAUCCGCCUCAGCAGACUAUCGUCAAGAUUCGAGAACCCGACUUCUUCACGGGUGCGAAUGCUCUGGCCAUCACUGAGACGGCCAAAGCAAACGUCGCCUUGCGGAGACGAUCGAUCCGAGAACAGCAAACCGUCCUAAAUCUGGCUGAGAUGUCACAGAGGGGCAUCGACGGCUACUCUGGAGACGCGUUGGCAGAACUGACUAAUCAACUGAUUAGCGAAGCUCCCUCUGAUGUGGUGAACGCGGUCGAAAAGACCGAGCUUGAUCAACUCCUCGAAUUGCAAGAGCUCAUCAACAGAAGACUUGCCUUUUUGGGCCACGCUACGAAUACCUCACGCUCGAUAUCCAUGGAUGCUGAGUCUUUCGAUGGCAGCUUCACUGGCGACGAGCUUCCUCCUACCCAAGAUCCCAAUAUUGAUCCAACCCUACGAAUACUCCCAUUGGACAGGCUGCCAACUUCGACACCACCGUCUGCCGAUGAUGAUCUGCCUAUCGAUCCAGCAUUGCACAUGGCCUCUGUGGAUGACCUUUCUAAUCCUAAAAUGACGAACGGCGACACUGUCGAGGUCCACGAGAUCGAAUCCGACGAUGACGACGACGACGAAGAAGAAGAAGAAGAAGCUCGCCCAGCUCCGGUCGACGAGGCCGCAGCACGACGGCGAGCUAAGGAGGAAGCUGAUCAGCGAUGGCUCGACGCCUUCUUUCCGCUGAGGACUGAGACCCCAGCAAGAUAUAACGGCCCUACGAAUACGGCAGCACAGGGUUUUGGAAACCGGAACAGUAUCGACAGGAUGGAGACGUCGCCUUGACUCUAUGCUUCCUUUGGUUGGAAACUCAAGGUCUGAAGCACCCACCGACAGUCCAGGUUACCAGAUACCUCCCGAGGCCGCUACCGUAACAUCAGCACCCACUCAAGCGUGAGACUUGGCCCCAGAGAUUGUGUGCAGAGACGGAAAGCCCUAUCUACAGAGUGGUCAGAUGCGAGACUGAAAGCAGGGGAGGCUUUAUUGCAGCAACCAGACACAUCACAGCCCGUUCAGACGAGGAAUUGGGAUAUGGAAUCCUGUUUUGGAGUCAAAGUUUUGAAGCAUUUUCUGGCUGCCGAGUUGGUCCACAGGUCCAAUGUAUGACUCGAGCAAAGGCAGAUGAGAAUCGUGAUACGUUAGCACCAAUUUCGCUUUUUUCAAAAGUGUGACACGCAGGCAUUGGGGCGCGAGAUGGUGUUGUAUUGUUUCAAGGCGAUGCUGAUACUGAUGCUGUAUUCCUGGUCCAGUCCAGCGACAUAUGUGUACGGCAGGGAAGAUGGAGGAGGAGGGGGAGGAUGGGGUUUUAGUUGUAGUUAGUAAGAAUCGACGGGCCAGACUCGUAUCGUAUGUACUAAAAGACCAGGGACAAGGGCGGGAAAAGCGCCUUGUGGCUUCUAGAUGGAACGGUGUUUUUUCCCAUUGAGUGACUGUUGCGACGAGCCAGGACACAGCAGGAGCAGAAGCGGCUGAAGGAGACUGAGACAGGCAGACAGGCAGACAGACAGAGAGACACCAAGUACCUAUGUAUCUA